This is a messenger RNA of Lolium perenne, 1729 nucleotides long. RefSeq names its product flotillin-like protein 1. NCBI's taxonomy places the organism in Eukaryota, Viridiplantae, Streptophyta, Magnoliopsida, Poales, Poaceae. The record is from RefSeq and is a predicted model, not a curated record. Gene Ontology annotation, cellular component: plasma membrane raft; plasma membrane.
CCUACUGUAUACAAUAUUCAGCCGUCAGCGGAGCGGAAUGAGCCAAGAACAACACAGCAAUGCCACGGAAAUGCAGAUUUAUCUGGUCGUCACGUCACGUUUACCAGCCUCACAUAUAUAACAUGCUUCUUGUGCAUAUUGUGAUCAUAUCCAUUCCCCGGAGUAGCUCAGUACCUAGCGAAUAUCGAUCACCAUGGGAUUUGUGUACCGGAUCGCGAGCCCGUCUGAGUACCUAGCGAUCACCGGGUACAACAUCAUUGACGUGAAGCUCGCGAAGAAGGCCUGGAUCGCGCCGGGCCAGCGAUGCGCGCGCUUCGACAUCUCCCCGGUGAACUACACCUUCGAGGUGCAGGCCAUGAGUGCCGAGAAGCUCCCUUUCGUCCUCCCCGCCGUCUUCACCAUCGGCCCACGCGCCGACGACAACGAGUGCCUGCUCCGCUACGCCAAGCUCAUCUCCCCGCACGACAAGCUCUCGCACCACGUGAACGAGCUGGUCAAGGGCGUGAUCGAGGGCGAGACCCGCGUGCUGGCGGCGUCCAUGACCAUGGAGCAGAUCUUCCACGGCGCCAAGUCGUUCAAGCAGGCCGUGUUCGAGAGCGUGCAGCUGGAGCUGGACCAGUUCGGGCUCAUCAUCUACAACGCCAACGUGAAGCAGCUGGUGGACGUGCCGGGGCACGAGUACUUCUCCUACCUCGGCCAGAAGACGCAGCAGGAGGCUGUGAACCAGGCCAAGGUGGACGUGGCGGAGGCGCGGAUGAAGGGGGAGGUUGGCGCCAAAGUGCGGGAGGGGAUGACGCGGCAGAACGCGGCCAAGGUGGACGCCGAGACCAAGGUCUACACGGUGAAGCGGCAGGGAGAAGGGUCCAAGGAGGAGGCCAGGGUGCAGUCUGAGGUGCAGGUGUUCCGGAACGAGAGGGAGGCGGAGGUGGCGGAGGCCAAUGCCGAGCUGGCGAUGAAGAAGGCCGGGUGGGAGCGGCAGGCGAGGGUGGCCGAGGUGGAGGCGGCAAAGGCCGUCGCCAUACGCGACGCGCAGCUGCAGGUGGAGGUGGAGCGCACCAACGCCGAAAGGCAGACGGAGAAGCUCAAGGCGGAGCACCUCAGCAAGGCCGUCGUCGACUACGAGAUGAAGGUGCAGCAGGCGAACUGGGAGCUGUACAACCGUCAGAAGGCCGCGGAGGCGCUGCUGUUCGAGCAGGAGAAGCAGGCGGAGGCGCGACGCGCUGUGGCGGACGCCGACUUCUUUGCGCGGCAGAGGGAGGCCGAGGCGGAGCUGUACGCCAAGCAGAAGGAGGCCGAGGGGCUGGCCGCCAUGGGCGAGGCCCAGAGCGUCUAUCUGUCGUCCAUGCUUGGCGCGCUCGGCGGCAACUACGGCGCGCUCCGUGACUACCUCAUGGUCAGCAAAGGCGUGUACCAGGAGAUGGCACGCAUCAACGCCGACGCAAUCAGGGGGCUCGAGCCCAAGAUCAGCGUGUGGAGCAACGGCGCGGCUGCUGGCGAGGGUGACGGCGGCGCGAUGAAGGAGAUGGCCGGGGUGUACAGGAUGCUGCCGCCGCUGCUGACCACGGUGAACGAGCAGACUGGCAUGCUACCGCCGGCGUGGAUGGGCACUCUCAGUGGCGGCACCUCGACGUCCCGCUGAGCUUGCGGUUAAGCUGCUCUUAUUCAUCAGGUGCCUCAUUGUGUAAAAAUAUAAAUACAUACGAGUAUAAUAAAUGAACGUCCUUAUGUA